CUGUUUAAGGCUCGAGACGAAAAGUUCAACGAAAGCUGUCGGCAGUUCCAUGCCAAUGAAAAGGUCUGCCGUUCAUUGCUGCGGGACUCUCAGACGUUCAGCGAUCAGAUCGCUAAAGAACUUUCGCAGCUCAGUUCGCUGGCAUCUUCUUUGGAGGCGAUCGCUCCAAUGAGUCAUAAGACUCCCGGUGCAAGAAAAAUCGGCCCACGUGUGUGGGACCAAAUUUUAGACGGUGCCGUGCUAAAGAACUUUGUAUGCUUCGUACUUGAUUCCGACCCUCAGACGGCUGAGGAGGAAAUGAAGCGAGCCCAAGCGGAAUACGAGGCUCUUAAUUCCCAGUUGCUCAAUGACCUCCCGCUGUUCAACGAAAGUUCGUCUAGGAUAUUAAACAUGUCCUUUGGCGCUCUCGCGUUUGCCCAACAGCGUUUUCUAAAAGCGACAAAGGCUGAACUCAGGUCUGCGUUCGACCGCAGUUCUGUUCAUUGUGCAGCCAAGGAUGAGGUGGUACCACAGAACCUCGAUUGCUCCCUACGUCUGUGCAGAAGCAAACUUGAAAAGCUCUUCGCCAAUAGUAAUUCGAGGGUUACGGCGCGUUGUUUGUCCGUCAUCCGUGACGCCGCUGAACACCGACCGUUGAUGAACCGUACUCGCAGUGUCGCAGUCGAAAACUUGUCGAAGGGAAUUACUUCGUCAGUGCAGUGUGAUCCACUGCUACUGACGCAUAAAUAUCAGUCCGAUAAGUUGUUCGAAGUAACGUCAUCGUACAUCGCGAGGUCCAACGCUGAACUCAGUUUAACAGCCGGCAAUGUCGUAGCUGUUCUCGUUGAGAAGGAUCCAAUGGGACAGACGAAUCGGUGGUGUGUAGACACUGGAAGUAAUUUUCCUCUUUUAACCUUAUUCUAA
Messenger RNA from Soboliphyme baturini, 903 nucleotides. The record is from the annotation of a GenBank genome assembly. Lineage: Eukaryota; Metazoa; Nematoda; Enoplea; Dioctophymatida; Soboliphymatidae.